This is a messenger RNA of Dentiscutata erythropus, 341 nucleotides long. The record is from the annotation of a GenBank genome assembly. NCBI's taxonomy places the organism in Eukaryota, Fungi, Glomeromycota, Glomeromycetes, Diversisporales, Gigasporaceae.
AUUUGAAUCUUGAAGAGAAUCAAAAUAAUGAGAAAUGUCUAUAUUGUGAUGAAAUUUUUUCAAAUCCACUACCUUUAAAGGUUUUAAAAUACUUACAUGAUAUUAAAACAGGAGAAGUUUCAGCUAAUACUGCAGUUGAACAAAUUGAGUUUUGUAGAAUUCACCAUGGAGAAAAAGAAAUUAUUCCUUAUGGAAUAAAAAAAAAAUAUCCCUUGGAUAUUGAUUUUAUUAAUUUGCCUAAUAGAAUUUUAAAUAUGAAGUCUGAAAUAUUAAAAGUUAUAAGGGGUCAAAAAUAUAGUGAAUAUUGUGUAAAUGCAAUAAAAAAAAUUCAAGAAAUAGGU